AAGAGAUGAUUUGCAAGAGAUAUGGAGCAAGAUAAAAGGCCAGAUGGAGAUGGCCACUUGUUGGGCUCUUCUCUAACACCAACUCCAUUGCUUAGGCAGCCAAAAAAGGCAAGUCUCUGCAGAUUCAAAAGCCAAGGGUGUCUCCUGCUUCCCAUCUCACUUUCACUAUACUAGCGCAUUUCAACCUCUUCUGCACUCCCUCUCUGUAUUUUUUUAUCUAUAACAAUCUUCUCUGAAGAAUGGAAGGAGAAAAAGGAACAUCUGCAACAAGUGAAAAGAGAAGAAGUUUUAAGAGGAUAUGUGUCUUCUGUGGGAGUAGAGCUGGAUACAAGUCUUCAUUUGGUGAUGCUGCUCUUGAACUUGGUAAAGAACUGGUUGAAAGAAAGAUUGAUUUGGUCUAUGGUGGAGGAAGUGUAGGUCUUAUGGGUUUGAUCUCACAAACUGUAUUUAAUGGAGGUUGCCAUGUUCUUGGAGUGAUGCCUAAGGCUCUCAGUCCUCAUGAGAUAUCUGGAGAAACCAUAGGAGAAAUGAGAACUGUUGCAGACAUGCACCAAAGAAAGGCAGAAAUGGCAAGACAUGCAGAUGCUUUCAUUGCACUUCCUGGUGGCUAUGGAACACUGGAAGAACUGUUAGAGAUAAUUGCCUGGUCUCAGCUAGGAAUUCAUGACAAACCAGUGGGGUUGUUAAAUGUAGAUGGAUAUUAUAACAGCUUGCUUGCCUUGUUUGAUAAGGGAGUUGAAGAAGGUUUCAUAAAAGAUACUGCAAGGCAUAUUGUGGUUAUAGCAGAAACAGCAGCAGAACUCAUCAAGAAGAUGGAGGAGUACACAUCAGUCCAUGAUAAGGUUGUGCCCAGACAAAGUUGGGAAGUGGACCAGUAAUCAGAGUCUACCACAAGUGGGUAACUCCUAGGAUCUUCGAUCUUAAGAAGCCAUCUAUAUAUAUAUA
This is a messenger RNA of Hevea brasiliensis (rubber tree), 945 nucleotides long. RefSeq names its product cytokinin riboside 5'-monophosphate phosphoribohydrolase LOG1-like. NCBI's taxonomy places the organism in Eukaryota, Viridiplantae, Streptophyta, Magnoliopsida, Malpighiales, Euphorbiaceae. Gene Ontology annotation, cellular component: cytosol; nucleus. Gene Ontology annotation, molecular function: hydrolase activity, hydrolyzing N-glycosyl compounds. Bases 240 to 878 code for a protein of 212 amino acids. The record is from RefSeq and is a predicted model, not a curated record. The transcript is spliced from 7 exons. Gene Ontology annotation, biological process: cytokinin biosynthetic process.